Molecule: messenger RNA, 3809 nt
Organism: Penaeus vannamei (Pacific white shrimp)
Lineage: Eukaryota; Metazoa; Arthropoda; Malacostraca; Decapoda; Penaeidae
Source: RefSeq, a predicted model, not a curated record
CCACCGUCAUCGCAUGACGGAACAGGAGGAGGAUGAGGAGCUGCUGGCUGAGUCAAACAAGUAUGCGAAGGUCAUUACACGCUUUGAGGAGAGCCCCAGUUAUAUCAUCAAUGGUACUAUGCGUGACUACCAGAUACGUGGUCUGAAUUGGAUGAUUGACCUGUAUGAGAAUGGUAUCAAUGGUAUCCUCGCUGAUGAGAUGGGUCUUGGAAAGACUUUGCAAACCAUCUCUCUCCUUGGUUACAUGAAGCAUUUCCGAAACAUCCCUGGACCUCACAUGGUCAUUGUGCCCAAGUCAACAUUGCGCAAUUGGGAGAAUGAAUUCAAAAGGUGGUGCCCCUCUCUGCGUGCUGUGUGCCUCAUUGGUGACCAAGAGACAAGGGCAACAUUCAUCCGUGAGGUAAUGAUGCCAGGAGAGUGGGAUGUCUGCAUCACCUCGUAUGAGAUGUGUAUCCGUGAGAAGUCAGUCUUCAAAAAAUUCAACUGGAGAUACAUGGUGAUUGAUGAGGCUCACCGUAUCAAGAAUGAAAAGAGCAAACUUUCUGAAAUUGUGCGAGAGUUCCGUACCACCAAUCGUCUCCUCUUGACUGGCACACCAUUGCAGAAUAACCUUCAUGAACUCUGGGCCCUGCUUAACUUCUUGUUGCCGGAGGUCUUCAGCUCUUCAGAGGACUUUGAUGCCUGGUUCAACACAAACAGCUGCCUCGGGGAUCAAUCCCUGGUGGAACGUCUUCAUGCUGUUCUUCGCCCCUUCUUGCUUCGUAGGUUGAAGUCAGAUGUAGAAAAGAGGCUGCUGCCCAAGAAGGAGACAAAGGUGUAUAUCCAGCUCUCCAAGAUGCAGCGUGAAUGGUACACCAAGAUCCUGAUGAAAGAUAUUGAUAUUGUGAAUGGUGCUGGACGCACAGAGAAGAUGCGACUGCAGAAUAUUCUCAUGCAGUUGCGUAAAUGUUGCAACCACGUGUAUCUCUUCGAUGGUGCUGAGCCUGGCCCACCUUACACUACUGAUUAUCAUCUGGUGGAGAAUUCUGGAAAGAUGAUCGUUCUGGACAAAUUAUUGCCGAAGCUUCUGGAGAUGGGGUCUCGUGUGCUGCUCUUCUCCCAGAUGACACGUAUGUUGGACAUUCUGGAGGAUUACAGCGUGUGGCGUAAAUACUCAUACUGCCGCAUUGAUGGUCAGACCUCCCAUGAAGACAGGCAGAGGCAGAUUGAUGAAUUCAAUGAACCUGAUUCAAAGAAGUUCAUCUUCAUGUUGUCAACUCGUGCUGGUGGCCUCGGUAUCAACUUGGCCACAGCUGAUAUUGUCAUCUUGUAUGAUUCUGAUUGGAAUCCACAGAUGGACUUGCAGGCUAUGGACAGAGCCCAUCGUAUUGGCCAGAAGAAGCAGGUGAAGGUGUUCAGGUUCAUUCAGGAGAACUCCAUGGAAGAGAAGCUGGUGGAACGUGCCGAGGUGAAGCUGCGUCUUGACAAGAUGGUCAUCCAGCAAGGUCGCUUGAUGGACAACAAGUCUAACGCCCUUGCCAAGGAUGAGAUGUUAGCCAUGAUUCGUCAUGGUGCCAAUGAAGUGUUUAAGGGGAAGGAUGAUGAGUUUACUGAUGAAGAUAUUGAUGUUAUUCUUGGCAGGGGAGAAGAGAAGACAGAGGAACUCAACAAGAAGUUGGAGUCUAUGGGAGAAUCGUCACUCCGCCAGUUCACAUUGGAUGUUCCCACCAACUCUGUGUAUCAGUUCGAGGGUGAAGACUACAGGAACAAGCAAAAAGCCAUUGUUGGGAUGUGGAUUGAACCCCCCAAGAGAGAGCGGAAGGCUAACUAUGCCGUCGAUGCCUAUUUCAGGGAAGCUCUCCGUGUAUCUGAGCCAAAGGCACCUAAGGCACCCAGACCCCCUAAGCAGCCCGUGGUACAAGACUUCCAGUUCUUCCCCCCCAGGCUGUUUGAGCUUCUUGAUAAGGAGAUCUACUAUUACCGCAAGACUGUCAGCUACAAGGUACCCAAAAAUCCGGAGUUCAUGGCAGACGCAGCUCGUAUUCAGAAGGAGGAGCAGAAGAAGAUUGAUGAAGCAGAACCAGUUACAGAAGAGGAGAUGGAGGAGAGGGACCAGCUCCUGACACAGGGUUUCCUCAACUGGAGCAAGCGUGACUUUAACCAGUUUAUUAAGGCGAAUGAGAAGUAUGGACGUGAUGAUAUUGAGAAAUUGCUAAGGGAAGUGGAAGGCAAGACACCAGAGGAAGUCAUGGAAUACUCUGCUGUGUUCUGGGAACGGUGUUCUGAGCUCCAGGACUGCGACCGCAUCUUGGCACAGAUUGAGAGAGGAGAAGCCAAGAUCCAGAGAAGAGCCUCUAUCAAGAAAGCUUUAGAUGCUAAGAUGGCACGGUACAGGGCACCAUUCCAUCAGCUGCGAAUUUCUUAUGGAACCAACAAGGGCAAAAAUUAUACCGAGGAGGAAGACAGAUUCCUUGUUUGUAUGCUUCACAAGCUUGGUUUUGACAAAGAAAAUGUUUAUGAGGAGUUACGAGCAGCUGUAAGGUCAGCACCCCAGUUCCGCUUUGAUUGGUUCAUCAAGAGCAGAACAGCUUUGGAACUGCAGCGUCGUUGCAACACACUCAUCACUCUGAUCGAACGCGAGAACCAGGAACUGGAGGAAAAAGAACGGGCGGAGAGGAAGAAGGGCCGACCGAAGGGACUAUAUGUAAAGUCUGGGAAGAGAGGCAUUGGCACACAGGACGGCAGAGGGAGGAGAAAGAAGAAGGUGGCUGAAUAAGGGGUGAAAGGGAAAAAGGGGAUAGGGUCAGGGGGGAGGUACUUUUUUUAUCUAUUUAUUUUUUUUCUAUUUGGAGGGGGUGGGCAUUGGGGGUUGAAUGAUUAAACUUGUAGAGAUUUACGAUUUUUUAAAUAUUAAAAUAGAAAAUAAAAAUAAAAUGACUGAUACUCUCUCGUACUGAAAUACAUUCUUUGUGGGUGGAUUACCUUAGGCAGGAAUAGAAGAGAUUUCUGAGACCUUUCUGUUUACAUGUGUAAGCAAAAUUGGAGAAAUGUGAAUUCAGCAGACUUAAAGUGACACGCAUACAGGUGCAUCAUUCCUCAAGCUUUACAGGAAAAAGGAAUAUGUAUUUUCCUACAUUUAUGAAUGUAUCUUCCCCAAAAAUGCUCUGUUACCCAGGUACUUGGGUAUAAAAACGUCUUACCUUCUAAGAAAUUUGUCAUUCGGACUAUGAAGUGACCGGUAACUAAUAUAUACUUAGUUUUUGAUGUUAUGUAGUAAUGUAGAAUUGAUUUUAAGUAGAUAGAAGCGGAGGGCCAUUCAUAAUUCAGAAAGGGGAAACAGUAAGUGUAAUCUAAGGUCAAUUUUUUGUUGAGAUGAAUCACAGUUUUAAUUAAAAUUUUGUUUUUGCCUUUUAUCUGUAAUCUCAGGAAAAAAAAGUAUAUCAAAUCCAAAGACUGGGAGACCAGAUUCAGUUGAUAUUAUGCUGAUAACAAAGAACAAUCCUUUUGCUCAGUGAUAACCAUAGAUGGACAACUGUUUUCUAUGAUAGCAGGUGCUUCAGUUCUUCACUGUGUGUUCCUCUUAAGGGAAGGAUAGUAUUACAUUCCAAACACUGAUACACAUUAGACAAAGGUUACACUGUUGAGAACAUUUGCUCUUUAUAAAAUUGUCUCCAUGUUUGCAGUUUAGGGAUAACAUUCUUUAGGCAGGUAUUAAUAUUUCGCACAAUGACAGGUAUCAUAGAGAUGGAUGAGGUCGGUGUACAUGUCCACAAUUUUAUUCAUUUAACAUUUAGUAUUUUCGUCAUUUUGUAAUAAAAGAAGAACGAUAA